This is a messenger RNA of Paraglomus brasilianum, 123 nucleotides long. Lineage: Eukaryota; Fungi; Glomeromycota; Glomeromycetes; Paraglomerales; Paraglomeraceae. The record is from the annotation of a GenBank genome assembly.
AUUGUUGUGUCUGAUAUACGACGUUUCAUCAUAGCACAAGGCAUCAACAAGAAAAACCGCAAAGAAGUUAAGACACGAAAAAGGGCAAAAACUUUUGACAUACCUGAGGUCCGUGAGAGGUGA